AUGGACCGCAACACCAACGUCGAGACGAAGGAGCCGCCUCCGUCGUCUUAUCCAACUCCGUCAACGUCGUCUGUGCUGACGUUGACGACAACGACGAUGACGACGACAAUGUCCAUAACUAAUCUAACGACCAUGAUCACGACGAUGAUGUCUACGAGGAGCCCGACACUCUAUCAGAUGUUCAGUCUGUACCAUAAGGUGGACAAAGGCGAAUCGCUGUUCAACAACCAGUUACCCUCUCUGCCGGAGAAAAUCUACCUUGUAUUCGGGGUAAGGGGACGGGCACGUGAACAAAUCAUAAUAGUCCUUUUCAAUAUUAUUUGUUUAUGGCUUGAGGCUUCGGGUACGAGCAAACACCGUCGUAAACAAAGUUGUCCAUCUAGAACAUUGAAAUUAAGUGAUUCCCGAACACAAAUUGCUGGUGAUGAUACUAAUUCAUCAGAUGAAGUAAAUGUUACAAAUUGGACACCUAAAAAAAUCCGUGCGAAUUCCCCUGCUGUUAAAGUGAAUCCUGCUUAUGUAUGGCCUAAUUUACAAGGCAGUUUCCAAACAAGAAUAUUUCAAACGAAAAACCCUGGUGGUACAACUUCUGAAUUGCGUCCUCAAGCUAUGCAAAUUGGUGAAUGGGCCAACAAUCAGGGUCAAUCAAAUGCUCUUACAGAUCCAUCAGAUCGCAUGGGUAUGCUGUUAUUUGGUGCUACUCAUGUUCAAGGACUAUCGGCAAAGAGUAAUGAUGGUCAGUCUCCUGGCACACCCAAGGGCGCUACUGUGGUACGUGGUAAAUUAGUAUCGUCAGAAGAAAAGCGCAAGAUAUAUCAGACACAAGCCACAAUUAGGGGGUAUUCAGAUGGUCAUCAAGUACAACAUGAAGUUAAAGACAUAAAUACUUCCCCAAAAAAACACAGAAAACCUACUGCUAGGGAAUCAUCGGUUCAGAGAAUGUGCUUUAAUUGUGGAACUACAUGUUCAACAGUAUGGAGACGACUAAAUGAAGGCACAGUAUGCAAUGCCUGUGGAUUAUACUAUAGAAAAUAUGGAAAAAUUAGACCACCCACCAUGAGACGUGACACCAUAUAUACUAGACAACGUAGAAAACGAUCAGACAAUGGUAUGGACAUAAGCAUGAAUAAGAAAAAAAUCAAAAUUAAAAAAACAGAAGACAUUAAAUUAGAAGAAGAUUGCUAUGAAGUAAAACAACCACAGUCGCACAAUUCAACGGCUGUUCAAACUAUAAUUGAAGAAUCUGUUCAAGAUGAAAUGCCACUAAAUCUUGUCGUCAAAUAA
Molecule: messenger RNA, 1284 nt
Organism: Macrosiphum euphorbiae (potato aphid)
Lineage: Eukaryota; Metazoa; Arthropoda; Insecta; Hemiptera; Aphididae
Source: the annotation of a GenBank genome assembly